This is a messenger RNA of Morus notabilis, 1136 nucleotides long. RefSeq names its product 39S ribosomal protein L45, mitochondrial. The record is from RefSeq and is a predicted model, not a curated record. Lineage: Eukaryota; Viridiplantae; Streptophyta; Magnoliopsida; Rosales; Moraceae. Bases 50 to 961 code for a protein of 303 amino acids. The transcript has 12 exons. Gene Ontology annotation, cellular component: mitochondrion.
CUGACGAAAUAAAGAUUGGAUUUUUGUAGAUUCGUCAUUGAAAUUGGAUAUGGCUUCCAGAAAAUUACAUACGAUUCGGUCUCUGUAUCGGACGGCUCAGAUUCGAGGACCCUCGUACAUGUUUGGUAGCUCAACAAGCUACUCAAGUGGUAUUGCAAAUGAAGUUUAUGAAUUUAAUUUUAGGAAAAUGUCUUCAAGUUCAUCAUUGUUUAAGGCCCACAAUGCGCUUCCUUGGACUCCUCGAAGCGCUUUGACACUUCGCUCUACAAUGGCUGCUGAGUUAGAUAUAUUCUCGUACGACAUUAGGUUGGCAACAACGCAGGUUAAAGCUCCUCCACAAGCACGGCAAAUGGGUGCUGUUAAAGUAUCAAUGCUAAGUCCUGGAUUUGUCUAUGAACCGUAUGCUCCUCGCGAAAAAAUUCCAUUCUGGCGCAGAUGGUUUACAAGAAGUGGAUGGAAAAGAACAAAAGAGGAUAUAAUUUUGGAGCUCAAAAGUGCAUAUGCCAUUGCCAAAUUAAGAAAAUCUGGAUACUCCAAGCAGCUGUUCUACAAAGAGGCGGUAGAGAUGUACAAGGAGAUAAACACUCUUUUUGCAAAUGGAGACAAAAAUUCACUAAGAAAGGCAGUUACAGAGAAGAUGUACUCUGCACUAAAGAACGAAAUCAAACAAAGAGAAACCAUAUGGAGUAAGGUCUACUGGGAAAUGGUUGAACCAGUUGUUAAAAUGCGAACUAUGCGAGCUCGAUUGAUCGGUGUUGAUCGCAAUGAUGUCAAUAGGGUGUUCAUACAGCUUACAAUUGAGUUUCUUACAAAGCAGAAGUUUGAAGCUUAUGAUUUAGACGGUAAAGUAGUUGCUGGAGACAAAUCUAAGGAGGUUCUUGUAAAAGAUAUCUGGGUAUUUGAGAAAUCUCUCUUUCAUACUGGAGCUUAUUGGCGUCUUUGUGGGCGGAUAAUACUUUAAGCAAGCUAUCCUGGACUGAAGACCUGCUCAUGCUGGUGACAAAUAAAGUUUUGUACACAACUUUGUAACAUGCAGAUAUGAAUAAAUCUUUUAUGAAUUGAACAUAGUUAUCUGAUUGAUAGUUUAAUUGAUAGUUUGGUUUCUAACUUGAAUGAGGAAUAUAAUGACAUGCAAA